AUGGCGCAACCCAACAAAGUUGCGGUCCGUAGAUUCGUCGGAGUACGACAAAGGCCAUCGGGAAGAUGGGUUGCAGAAAUAAAAGACUCUUCUCAACGAGUCAGGCUAUGGCUAGGAACUUAUGACUCAUCUGAAGAAGCAGCUCGAGCUUACGACGAAGCAGCACGCGCCUUACGUGGUGAAAAUGCUCGAACCAACUUUGCCUUUGUGAGCCCUAAUAAUCCAAACCAGUCCGGUUCGCCCCCUUCUAACGACGGAUUCGCGUCGGAAGCCGAUGGGCGGCUCAGUCUCUGUAGCUUCUCUUCAUUAAAGGCGAAAUUGAGCAAGAAUUUGCAGAAUAUAAUGGCGAGAACAACGGAGAGUAAAUCCGCGAAGAAUCGAGUGAGCGAUCACUUCACUUUUGCUAAUAUAUUCAAUUUCAGAACCCAACAAUAUCAGAAACCAGUAGAUAUCAAGAACAUUGAGAAGGUGGUGCAGCCGAGUAUAAUAGUGCCGCAUUCAGACGAUCAACGCUCUUCCUGGGAAACCUCAAGUGUUUCGGAUUGUAGUAACGAAUGGAUUGGAUUCAGACAGCAUGGGUUAGAUUCAGAUGGAUCAGAUAUUGGCGAAGGUAGAAUAGGUCACCAUGAUCAUCAGAUGAUGAGAUGGAUGGACGGUCAUGAUCAUCAUCAGAUAAUGAGUGGCUAUAGUAGUGAAGGUUCGAGGAGUAAAAGGUUUAAAGUUUCAUCUUCUGUGAUGGUUCCUCCGAGUUUCAGUGGACCUGCAGAUUCUCCAUCUUCUAUUCAUGGUGAUCACAAUUGA
Messenger RNA from Mercurialis annua (annual mercury), 801 nucleotides. Its product is annotated as AP2/ERF and B3 domain-containing transcription factor At1g51120-like. The record is from RefSeq and is a predicted model, not a curated record. The transcript has a single exon. Gene Ontology annotation, biological process: regulation of DNA-templated transcription. NCBI's taxonomy places the organism in Eukaryota, Viridiplantae, Streptophyta, Magnoliopsida, Malpighiales, Euphorbiaceae. Gene Ontology annotation, molecular function: DNA binding; DNA-binding transcription factor activity. The coding region runs from base 1 to 801 and encodes 266 amino acids.